Colletotrichum gloeosporioides is the source of this 357-nucleotide messenger RNA. RefSeq lists its product as uncharacterized. Gene Ontology annotation, cellular component: mitochondrial inner membrane peptidase complex; membrane. Gene Ontology annotation, molecular function: serine-type endopeptidase activity. The transcript has a single exon. Bases 1 to 357 code for a protein of 118 amino acids. Lineage: Eukaryota; Fungi; Ascomycota; Sordariomycetes; Glomerellales; Glomerellaceae. The record is from RefSeq and is a predicted model, not a curated record.
AUGCUGCCUCCAUGGGCGAGAGCCAUAAUUGGCCAUCCGAUUCGCCUGGCUCUCGCUGCCGGAAAGACCAUGGCCGCUGCCCAUGUCUUUACAAGUUACUGCUUCGAAUGGGGACCUGCGGCCGGCCCGUCAAUGCUGCCGACUUUCGACAUCGCUGGUGAUCACAUCAUUGUUGACAAACGCUACCGCUACGGCCGCAAUAUUGUUGUAGGAGACUUGGUGCAUUAUCGAAUUCCCAUAUUCCAACGCGCGGAAGGCAUCAAACGCGUGAUCGGCAUGCCAGGUGACUACGUCCUCGUGGGAAGCCCCGAUGCCUAUCCCCAGAAAAUGAUGCAGGUAUGGCAGCUUGUGUCAUAA